Molossus molossus (Pallas's mastiff bat) is the source of this 1101-nucleotide messenger RNA. It is a transcript of the gene HHLA1, whose product is annotated as HERV-H LTR-associating 1. NCBI's taxonomy places the organism in Eukaryota, Metazoa, Chordata, Mammalia, Chiroptera, Molossidae. The coding region runs from base 1 to 1101 and encodes 366 amino acids. The record is from RefSeq and is a predicted model, not a curated record. The transcript has 14 exons.
AUGCCGGGCUUCCUGGUACACGGUGCUCCGGCGAGGCUGUGCGUGGGCCUUGCGUGUGUUCUGUCCCUUUGGAACACAGUGUCCGCUUUUAAAGGAGAAGGCAAGAAGGAAAAGGUCACGACCUUCCUACCCACAACAGUGUCUGGUCUUAGAGGGGAGGAGAGGAAGGAAGGGGGGGUGGCUUUCUGGACACCACAGCUGCCUGCGAGGCUGGUCGAUCUGUCCGCACUUAACCUGACAGAGGUGGUGAACGGGAUGCUGAGCAGAGCUUUGAAAGAUAGCAAGAAAUUCUUCUCCCUGCUCAGCAUCACUUCCUAUAGUUCCUUCGCCUUCCACAAGUUUUCUGUGGCCAUUUACAACAUUUCCAACCUGAAGGCGGUGGACCAGGCCAAGUUCCCCACGCGGUACUGCUACUGCUUGAGCAAUCGGACCAAUGGCCUCUCAGACUUCACAGCCCUGCUGGUGGACGUCAUUGGGAACUCUACCAGCUACCUCACGGAGAUUUUCAAGUCUACCUCCAUCCUCUCGGUGAGUCAGAGGAAUGACUCCGACUGCGUCUUCAUCUGCGUGAUGACGGGACAGUCAGGAAGGAACCUUUCUGACUUCUGGGAGAUGGCGGAGAAAUCGCCGGUUGUCAAUUACACGUUUACCAGCAGCCUGUCUGGUGUUCCGGGAACACUCACCCCCAGCACACAGACUCCAAGUCCAACCAAGGCACCGGCCCCUAGACAUCCACAGACAGGUGACCUCCCGUGGUCCUUUACCCCUGGAGAAGAGCCAGCCCUGGUCCCUGGAACCCACCAAGUUCAAGCUUCAAGGUGUCCUCAGCAGCUCCUCAGAGAAGGGCCGGUAACAGCCGCUCCUCCCCGCCUGGCCACCCAGAAACUCAACAUUUGCCUGAUGGAGCUGUGCCGAUUUUUCCAGCAAUGCCUCUGCGGGAACCAGAGGAGGGACCCCGGGACGGAGGCCGGGAGGCACUGUCUUGAGUACUAUUCCUGGUUUCUGAAAGGUGCGACAUCCCUCUGUCAGAAGGCGAGGAGGCUGUCCCACUCACACACCUUAAAACAAAGAUGCCUUGAAAAUAUCUGCAAGUCUGUGUGA